Molecule: messenger RNA, 2314 nt
Organism: Capra hircus (goat)
Lineage: Eukaryota; Metazoa; Chordata; Mammalia; Artiodactyla; Bovidae
Gene: DPYSL2
Product: dihydropyrimidinase like 2
Exons: 14
Coding region: 97-2130 (677 amino acids)
Cellular component (GO): cytosol; cytoplasm
Molecular function (GO): hydrolase activity, acting on carbon-nitrogen (but not peptide) bonds, in cyclic amides
Source: RefSeq, a predicted model, not a curated record
CAGCCGGGGCAGGGGGUUUGUGCCUAGAGACAGGCAGACGUAGGGACUGGCAGACGGACGGACGAACGGCAAGGACCCUCCCCGAGCCCCCACACCAUGGCUGAGAGGAAGCAAUCCGGGAAGGCGGCAGAGGACGAAGAGGUCCCUGCCUUUUUUAAAAACCUGGGCUCAGGCAGCCCCAAGCCUCGGCAGAAAUUCUGUGGCAUGUUCUGCCCGGUGGAGGGGUCCUCGGAGAACAAGACCAUCGACUUCGACUCGUUGACGGUGGGCCGGGGCUCGGGGCAGGUGGUGGCCCAGCAGCGGGACGUCGCACACUUGGGCCCCGACCCGCAGACGCCCUACUCCCGGCAGGGCCGGCGCGCCGGCGGGGAGCCAUCUGUUGAAUCGAGCAGGAAGGUGGAGAUUCGGCGGGCCUCGGGCAAGGAAGCUCUGCAGAACAUCAACGACCAGAGUGAUCGUCUUCUGAUCAAAGGAGGUAAAAUUGUUAAUGAUGACCAGUCAUUCUAUGCAGACAUAUACAUGGAAGAUGGGUUGAUCAAGCAAAUAGGAGAAAACCUGAUUGUGCCAGGAGGGGUGAAGACCAUUGAAGCCCAUUCCAGAAUGGUGAUCCCUGGAGGGAUUGACGUCCAUACCCGCUUCCAGAUGCCUGAUCAGGGGAUGACCUCUGCUGAUGACUUCUUUCAAGGCACCAAGGCAGCCCUGGCUGGAGGAACCACCAUGAUCAUUGACCAUGUGGUUCCUGAGCCUGGGACGAGCCUGCUGGCCGCCUUUGACCAGUGGCGGGAAUGGGCCGACAGCAAGUCCUGCUGUGACUACUCUCUGCAUGUGGACAUCACUGAAUGGCACAAGGGCGUCCAGGAGGAGAUGGAGGCCCUGGUGAAGGACCAUGGGGUGAAUUCCUUCCUCGUGUACAUGGCUUUCAAAGAUCGCUUCCAGCUCACAGAUUCCCAGAUCUAUGAAGUCCUGAGCGUGAUCCGGGAUAUUGGAGCGAUUGCCCAGGUCCACGCAGAAAACGGCGACAUCAUUGCAGAGGAGCAGCAGAGGAUCCUGGAUCUGGGCAUCACGGGCCCUGAGGGACAUGUGCUGAGCCGGCCUGAGGAGGUCGAGGCUGAAGCCGUGAACCGUUCCAUCACCAUUGCCAACCAGACCAACUGCCCCUUGUACAUCACCAAGGUGAUGAGCAAGAGUGCAGCGGAAGUUAUCGCCCAGGCCCGGAAAAAGGGAACUGUGGUGUACGGCGAGCCCAUCACUGCCAGCUUGGGCACCGAUGGCUCUCACUACUGGAGCAAGAACUGGGCCAAGGCUGCUGCUUUUGUCACCUCCCCGCCCCUGAGCCCCGACCCGACCACUCCAGACUUUCUGAACUCUUUGCUGUCAUGUGGCGACCUCCAGGUGACCGGCAGUGCUCACUGUACCUUCAACACAGCCCAGAAGGCCGUUGGAAAGGACAACUUCACCCUGAUCCCUGAGGGCACCAACGGCACGGAGGAGCGGAUGUCUGUCAUCUGGGAUAAGGCUGUGGUCACUGGGAAGAUGGACGAGAACCAGUUUGUGGCUGUGACCAGCACCAAUGCUGCCAAAGUCUUCAACCUGUACCCCCGGAAGGGCCGCAUUGCUGUGGGGUCCGAUGCUGACUUGGUCAUCUGGGACCCCGACAGCGUGAAGACCAUCUCUGCCAAGACCCACAACAGCUCUCUUGAGUACAACAUCUUCGAAGGCAUGGAGUGCCGUGGCUCCCCGCUGGUGGUCAUCAGCCAGGGGAAGAUUGUCCUGGAGGAUGGCACCCUUCAUGUCACCGAAGGCUCUGGGCGCUACAUCCCCCGGAAGCCCUUCCCUGACUUCGUUUACAAGCGUAUCAAGGCAAGGAGCAGGCUGGCAGAGCUGAGAGGGGUUCCCCGCGGUCUGUACGACGGACCUGUGUGCGAGGUGUCGGUGACACCCAAGACGGUCACUCCGGCCUCCUCGGCUAAGACGUCUCCGGCCAAGCAGCAGGCCCCACCUGUCCGGAACCUGCACCAGUCUGGAUUCAGCUUGUCUGGUGCCCAGAUUGAUGACAACAUCCCUCGCCGCACCACCCAGCGCAUCGUGGCGCCCCCUGGUGGCCGUGCUAACAUCACCAGCCUGGGCUAGAGUUCAGGGCUGCCGUCAGCGGGGGAUGGGACACCUGAGGACUUUCUGAGACUUUCUUCCUUCCUCUUUCCUUCCUUUUUUUUUUUUUAGGAGCCUGUGAUAGUUACUGUGGGGCAGCCAGUUCCUGGGGCUCCCUCUCGAGCCCCCACUCUCCGUCCCUCACCCGGAGUCACCUAUUUUGCUC